Messenger RNA from Equus quagga, 959 nucleotides. RefSeq names its product myosin light chain 6B (gene MYL6B). Gene Ontology annotation, molecular function: calcium ion binding; structural constituent of muscle. The coding region runs from base 192 to 848 and encodes 218 amino acids. The record is from RefSeq and is a predicted model, not a curated record. NCBI's taxonomy places the organism in Eukaryota, Metazoa, Chordata, Mammalia, Perissodactyla, Equidae. The transcript is spliced from 8 exons. Gene Ontology annotation, cellular component: myosin II complex.
CUUGGAGCUGGAGAGCGGCGUUCCCGUGAGCCCGCGGGCGCGCGGGGACUACAACUCCCGGCAUGCUCCGAGGCCGCCGGAGUUAACCCUUUAGCGCCGGCGGCCGCUCUGCGCCCGCCUCCGCCCCUUACCUGGACCCUGCAGGAGAUGGGUGCCCCCAUCGGCACACUGUCCUUUGGCCACCGGACAUCAUGCCUCCCAAGAAGGAUAUUCCUGUGAAGAAACCAGCGGGGCCCCCUAUCUCCAAGCCUGCUGCCAAGCCAGCAGCACCAGGGGCCCCUCCAGCCAAGCCUAAGCCUGAGCCAGCUCCAGCUGUCCCUCCAGUUAUUCCUCCAGCUGUCCCUCCGGCCCCUCAGAAAACCCAGGAGCCCCCCAUCGAUCUCUCCAAAGUGGUGAUCGAGUUUAACAAGGACCAGCUCGAGGAGUUCAAAGAAGCCUUUGAGCUGUAUGACCGAGUAGGGGAUGGCAAGAUCCAGUUCAGCCAAUGUGGGGAUGUGAUGAGGGCCCUGGGCCAGAACCCCACCAACGCCGAGGUGCUCAAGGUCAUGGGGUACCCCAAGAGUGAUGAGCUGAAGUCCCGCCGUGUGGACUUCGAGACUUUCCUGCCCAUGCUCCAGGCAGUGUCCAAGCCCCGGGACCAAGGCACAUACCAAGACUACCUGGAGGGGCUUCGUGUGUUUGACAAAGAAGGGGACGGCAAAGUCAUGGGAGCGGAGCUCAGACAUGUCCUCACCACCCUGGGAGAGAGGAUGACUGAAGAGGAGGUGGAGGCUGUUCUGGCAGGACAUGAGGACAGCAACGGCUGCAUCAACUAUGAAGCCUUCCUGAAGCACAUCCUAAGCGUCUGAGCUCUACAGAUGCUGUGGGCCGGACACCCGGCUCCCCCGCAGGCGGAAGCACGUUCCUGCCACUAGGAGGCCACCUAUUGUUUCAAAAUAAAGACACGGUUCCUCCCUUGG